AUGGGUUUUGAAGGCUAUGACACUACGCUUGGAUUGGGAGAAACUUCUAGCCACAAGCGUUCGAAGAGCUUUUCUGAUAAGAGAGGAUUCAAGGAAAAUCACUCAGAUCAUUCUCUUCAAGCUUCUCACCGUUUAAAGUUGGAUAUGGAGAACUUGAAGGACAAGACCAAGAAGACACAAUCGCCAAAAGCUGUGGCCCAAAAUGCUUUAAGACAAGAGAUACUGCAGCUUGAGAAAAGAUUACAGGACCAAGUUGCAGUACGCUGUGCUUUAGAAAAAGCAUUGGGUUAUAGGUCUUCCUCGCAUGAUAUCACAAAUGAAAUCUCAAUGCCUAAGCCGGCUACAGAACUAAUUAGAGAAAUCUCAGUACUAGAGCUGGAAGUUGGGCAUUUGGAGCAGUAUCUUCUCUCAUUGUACCGGAGAGCAUUUGAUCCACAAAUUUCCCCUCUACCUCCUUCUACAAAAGGUGAAAAGUUAAGUUCACCUUUGUCUGCCCCAAAAGAGAAGCAUCUAGAAGUCUCAACACCCCAUAUAACUUUAAAAAGGGGAAAUGCGGCAGUUCAAGCUGAUUUUCGGUCCCUUCCCAUUCCGUUGAAGCAGUCCAAUGGCGCAGGGGACAAAGAGAAGCUACUAGAUGCCGGCAUUCUUCGAUGUCAAUCCUCAAUAUCUCAGUGUUCAGCUCUUACAAAUAGAACUUCUCCUCCAGCAGAGUCCAUGGGUAAAGCUGUGCGAUCAUGUCAUUCCCAACCUUUGUCCAUGAUGGAGUUUGCGCAGAAUGCCACUUCAAAUGUAAUCAGUUUGGCAGAGCAUCUUGGUACUCGUAUUUCUGAUCAUCUUCCAGAGACUCCAAAUAAGCUUUCUGAGGAAAUGGUGAAGUGUAUGUCAGCCAUCUAUUGCAAGCUUGCUGAUCCCCCUCGCACGAAUCAUGACCUCUCAUCUCCUACGUCAUCUUUGUCAUCAGCGAGUGCUUUUUCUCCAAAAGAUCAGUAUGAUAUGUGGAGUCCAGGCUUUAGGAAAGAUUCAUCUUUUGACAUGCGGUUAGAUAACCCUUUCCAUGUUGAAGGGCUGAAGGAGUUCAGUGGACCAUACAGCACAAUGGUUGAAGUGCAAUGUUUAUAUAGAGAUAGACAGAAAUUGGGUGAUAUCGAACACAUGUUACAAACUUUCAGGUUGCUUAUUUCACGGCUUGAAGAAAUAGAUCCCAGGAUGCUGAAACAUGAGGAAAAGCUAGCAUUCUGGAUCAACAUACACAAUGCGUUGGUGAUGCAUGCAUUUUUGGCUUAUGGAAUACCACAGAACAAUGUGAAGAGAGUAUUUCUACUCUUAAAGGCUGCGUACAAUAUUGGCGGUCAUGUAGUAAGUGCAGAUGUAAUACAGAGCUCUGUUCUAGGAUGCCGAAUGUCUCGCCCUGGACAGUGGCUCCGCUUGUUACUUUCUUCCAGAACAAAAUUUAAAGCAGGAGAUGGACGACAAGCAUAUGCAAUUAAGCAUCCAGAACCUCUGUUGCACUUUUCCCUCUGUUUGGGGAGCCAUUCUGAUCCUGCGGUGCGUGUUUACACACCCAAGAGAGUAUUUCAAGAGCUGGAAGCUGCAAAAGAAGAGUACAUUCGGGCUACCUUCGGUGUACGGAAGAACCAGAAGAUCUUAUUGCCAAAGAUCGUUGAGUCCUAUGCCAAGGAUUCAGGGUUGUGUCAGGCUGGUGUGAUUGAGAUGCUCCAAAAGUCUUUACCCGAAUCUCUGAGGAAGAGCAUUAAGAGAUGUCAGCUAGAGAAAUCCCGCAAGAGCAUUGAAUGGCUUCCUCAUAAUUUUGCUUUCCGGUAUCUCAUAUCAAAGGAGCUGGUGAAGUGAUUGCUUGCAGGGUUGUUUCCUAGCACUUGAGCUGAUUUGCAUUGUCAUUUUGACUGUUUUUUGGCAUUCACACAUAGAGGUUCCAUUUUUUUUUUCGUCUUUUGUACAAAAUGAAGUGAUUAUGGAACCAGAAAUGGGGGCAAUUUGGCAUGGCUUACAUUCUGUGUACUUUGGGGGUAUAAUGUAUAAUAUACAUUCCGGCCUGUAGUGCAAUGGGAAG
Molecule: messenger RNA, 2068 nt
Organism: Ilex paraguariensis (yerba mate)
Lineage: Eukaryota; Viridiplantae; Streptophyta; Magnoliopsida; Aquifoliales; Aquifoliaceae
Source: the annotation of a GenBank genome assembly